Hemicordylus capensis (graceful crag lizard) is the source of this 3587-nucleotide messenger RNA. It is a transcript of the gene NODAL, whose product is annotated as nodal growth differentiation factor. The record is from RefSeq and is a predicted model, not a curated record. Gene Ontology annotation, cellular component: extracellular region. Gene Ontology annotation, molecular function: cytokine activity; type I activin receptor binding; growth factor activity. The transcript has 3 exons. The coding region runs from base 39 to 1322 and encodes 427 amino acids. Gene Ontology annotation, biological process: BMP signaling pathway; SMAD protein signal transduction. NCBI's taxonomy places the organism in Eukaryota, Metazoa, Chordata, Lepidosauria, Squamata, Cordylidae.
AGGAGGGUGGAGGUCUGCUCUGCGGCGCACCUCUGGGGAUGGCGGGCUGCUCCAGAGAGAGGAGGGAGCAGCGUGCUGGGUGGGGGUGCACUGCGUCCGCCCCCCGGUUUCAUUGGGCACGCUCCUGUUUCAAGACUCACAGCCAAGACGCGCGGCCCGUGCGCCUCCCUGGCUCUUUGAGACGGCUCCCCGCUCCAACUCUGGUGGGGCUGUCAGAGGCCGAGCGGGAACCGCGUGGGGAAGGCGGAGCUACCUUCUGGCCGGCCAGCGGCGAUGCACCCGCGGCACGUGUCGCCUCUGCUCCUCUUCCUCCUCGUGACUGGGGCCGGGCUGGCUGGAGACGCGGGCGGCAGCACUGCCGCCUGGAGAGCCCCACGGCCGGGCAGCUCGUCAAACAGAGAGAGGCGCUGCUCCCCCUCGCCCGCUUUGCCAGCCUACAUGGUGUCCAUCAGGUGGGACAGGAAUGGAGCAUUAUUUUUGACUUUUCUACUAGUCAACAAGAGGAGCUACACCUAGCUGAGUUAAGACUCUAUCUGUCAAGACCUGGGAGAAAAACUCCUGUCCAUGACCCAGUGUCAGUCAACUUGUUUCACCAGCAAGAAGCAACUUGCCAAAAAGGCUACAGCUGUCCUCACAUUGUCCACGUAGGCUCCUUUGCAGUGUCCCCAUCAUUUCCUUCAAAGUGGAUAGCCCUGGAAGUCACAGAUGAACUGUCCAUGUGGUUUACCAACAGCAGUUCAGCAGACAAGUCUUUCCAGAAGGUUCUAACUCAGACGAAGUGGCAUACCAAAAAUCUUCUGAAAAGAGUGACCAGCCACUGUAGAUCUAUUGACAGAAAGGCAUUCUUGGUUCUUUUCUCAAGUUUUUCCAAAGGAAAGAAAGACCUGAGCAGUUCAUCGUUGCUCCAGACAGUGAAGGGCUCAAAAUACUUUAUACAGGGGACUCCCAAAGAUGUAAUACCCCUGUGGGGCACAAAGAGGCACCGGCGCCACGAGGAACUAGAGUUCAGACACCUGUGCCAAAGAGUGGACUUCUAUGUGGAUUUUGACGAGAUAGGAUGGGGUUCCUGGAUUGUGCACCCCAAGCAGUACAAUGCCUUUCGCUGUGAGGGAAAGUGUCCAGUCCCGCUGGAAGAGGCAUUCCAGCCCACUAAUCAUGCCUACAUGCAGAGUUUGCUGAAACAUUAUCAUCCUGAACAAGUUCCUGCUGCUUGCUGCAUCCCAGUGAGAUUGAGCCCACUAAGCCUACUUUAUUAUGAAGGAGGAAGGGUUAAUAUAGGUCACCAUGAGGAUAUGGUUGUAGAAGAAUGUGGUUGCCGCUGAAGAAACUAGAGUUCAGCAAAUGGUUCUGUUCUGCCCCAUCCCCAAAGACGAUGCAUUUUUUGUUUGCAAAGAUGACCUGCCAUAUUACAAGACAGCACUUGUGCUUGUGACCUAUAAUAAGUAGUCAUUAAAAUAACAUGGUGGAUCCCUCAUGGAAGACAGCCAACUCCUGCAUGCAAAGUUAUGGAUACCAAAAAUAUGUAAUCCACAGUUGUAAUCAAUGCUCAUUGUAGGAAAGCUGUAUCCAGACUGAAAAGUUGAUUUCUGAUAAGGAGGGAAUACAAAACCUAAAGUAGAGGUCUAAAAUUCUGCACCACGAGGUGACACUUCCCCCUCACAACAAUGUUCUGAUGGUAAAGUGAUAUUGUGAAUGCAUAUAUCCACCAUGUUCUGGAAAAUAGUUAAAAACCAAUCAGCCUUCUUUUAAUGUGGGACCAAUAUGGUUAUUAACACCCUGGUCCUAAAUUCUGAGAUAAUGAAGUAGCUUAAUGUAUCAGCAGUAUAAUUAUGCAAUACAAUAUGUCUGGCAGGACAAUGUGAGGAGAAACCAUACGUUGAAGUUGUGGAAUUAUGGAAUGCAUUACAUCUUUGGCACAGACUUAAGGUCAGAGGUGACUGGCUCUGCAAAUGAGUUGCUCCAUUGCUUACAACCAUUCAGGCAACUGCUUAAAACAGAGAAAAAUCCAUAAUUUUAAACUGGGAUUUGUUCCCACAACUGACUUCAAAGAAAAGGAAGGAUAGCUCUUCUAUAGCUGAUUGCAUUUCCCAGAGGGGCAUUGAUAUAGCUGAGAAGAAAGCAGUUGCCAUUUAUUUAUUUUCUUUAAUGUGAGUAAAUAAUGUCCCAAGUCAUUUGUCUUGGCAUAAUCUCCAAGAGACAGUUAACAAAGGUUUAGAUUAAACACCAGCAGUUGUUAGUCAGGGACUCUAAGAACAGCAGCCACUUUUCCCUGUACUAAAGCAGAAUAAUACUCUAGUGAUUAAAAAUGCUUUCUAUGCAAGGACAUGGGUAAUCAUCACUAUUACUGGCUGAAGGCUGUUUACCUAUAGAUUAGGGAUGCCCUCUAGCAGUGGUGGCAUGCCAGGGUCAGCUCCUGCUCCAGCCAGGCAUUUUUCCUGAAGAAGAAAACAGCUUGACCAAAAUGCAAGCCUGGUAUGGCAAAAAGAUUAUCCAGUUCCACUCAGAAGAAAAGUUUUUCUCCCACGUUGUGUUAGAAAUAGUCCAUAGAUAACAUUCUCUCUCCCUUUUUGAUUGACAUGCUUACUGUAUACCUCGGGAAAUGUGCUCCAUAACUGUGAAGCUCUUGACUGUAAGAGGAUAGCUCCUUUUUCCAAAGCGUGACCACCCAUGAGGUGCCAGGGAUGUACACGAACUGAGGUUUGUGCACUAGUUCGGUGCCAUGGGGAGGGGAAGGGCAAGCAGGAUCUUUAAGAACAAGGAGAGCAGGUCCUUACCUUCUCUCUGCUGCCAUAUGUAGCUUCCUGCUUCAGCAGCGCUUGUCCCAAGUACCCCCAUGCGGCGCCAGCACACACAUUAUGUCCAUGCAUGCACGGGCACCAUUUGCGUGAUCAGCAUGGUGUUGAGCAUGGUCAGUAUGAGCUGCUCAGUUUGUAUAGCAACACACACUUCUGGUCAGAAUACCAAAGCUAGCCAACCUUGAUACUGGCCAUAUAUGUCUUACUGCAGGAAUUCUCAAACUCAGGUUCCCAGAUAUUGUUGGACUACAGCUCCCACAAUAACCUACAGCCUUUAUAUCUGGGUUUUAAGGGAGUUUUUGCCCAACAACAGCUGGGCACCUGAGCUUCAGAAUCCCUGCCUUACUCCAAGGAAUUUGGGAAAGAAAGCUCUAUUAAAAUAAUACCAGCAUCGGUCGCUCAGGACCAUGGGCUAGAUUUUAAAAGAAACCACGACGAGUCAAAUCUUCCAUCGCUUUAUUAAAACGUCAGAAAUAACAUUGACAUUUUAGGCAGUUUCUUUUGGGUCAGAAAUGGUGACAUCAAAACACAGCACUGUGGCAGAAAAAAACAACAAACUAUUAAUGGUAGGGUCUCCUGCAGAGAUGCAAGGCUUGACCUCUCUGCUAGUUUGUUAAAGGGCCUUGAAAACAUACCUUUUAAACCAGUUGUUUUGUGUUGGAUUGUUUUGUUUCAGCUGCUUUAAUUUUGUUUAAAUUCAUUGUAAUGUUUGUAAAGUGCCUACAGAUGUUUUGAGCAGGCAGUAUAGAAAUUUAAUGAAUAAAUUAAAGGACUGUGCUGGUCUCACUCUGA